This is a messenger RNA of Pisolithus orientalis, 1287 nucleotides long. RefSeq names its product Phosphotyrosyl phosphatase activator. The record is from RefSeq and is a predicted model, not a curated record. Gene Ontology annotation, cellular component: protein phosphatase type 2A complex; cytoplasm; nucleus. Bases 17 to 1084 code for a protein of 355 amino acids. Lineage: Eukaryota; Fungi; Basidiomycota; Agaricomycetes; Boletales; Pisolithaceae. The transcript has 8 exons. Gene Ontology annotation, biological process: mitotic spindle organization. Gene Ontology annotation, molecular function: protein tyrosine phosphatase activator activity; peptidyl-prolyl cis-trans isomerase activity.
CGGUACCAAAAGCACCAUGACGUUCCAAGUACCCGGCAAACGCAUUCUUUCUAGUCUGCAGUUGACGGCGUUUCAAUCGUCCAGCACUCACAAUGCAAUAGUAAGCUACAUCGAGGAACUGAACAACUCCGUUAUCGGAGUGAAGCUCACUGAUGAAGUGUCCAUAUCGCCCGGCGUCAAGGCCGUUCUUGAGGUUCUAGACAAGAUCGAAGAUGUGGUCAAGGAUACGCCUCCCGUGGACAACAAAGCUUCACGUUUCGGAAAUCCAGCAUUCAGGACCUUCUAUGACAAAGUGGAGGAUCUAGCCCCGUCGUUGCAUGCUACUCUGCCUCACUUCCCAGAAGACGCCACCGCUGAAGUAUCGACAUACUUCGUGAAUGCGUGGGGCAAUCGCGAACGGAUCGAUUAUGGAAGCGGGAUGGAGCUAAACUUUUUAUGUUGGCUGAUUUGUUUGGGCCGGAUCGGUGUUGUUAGCGAGAGUGAUCACGUCGCGUUGGUCAUUCGGGCGUUCUGGCGCUAUAUCCAGGUGAUGCGCGUUCUCCAGUCGACGUACUGGCUUGAGCCAGCAGGGUCCCAUGGUGUAUGGGGUCUCGAUGACUACCAUUUCCUGCCAUUCCUGUUCGGAUCUGCUCAGCUAAGAGGACACAAGUAUCUGCGUCCAAAGGCGAUCCACGAUGCCGAGGUCAUCGACGAGCUUGCGAACGACUAUAUGUACUUUGCUUGUAUCAAGUUUAUCAAUUCUAUAAAAACUGCUUCUCUCCGAUGGCACUCGCCUAUGUUAGAUGACAUUUCAGCUGUAAAAACAUGGGAAAAAGUCAACGCGGGAAUGAUCAAAAUGUACAAAGCGGAGGUACUAGGUAAACUUCCUGUCAUCCAACACUUCCUCUUUGGGUCUAUCCUCCCAUACGAGGGACCCCCUCCGCCAUCUGAGGCGGGCGACAAGAAUGCACAUCAUGGACAUGUUCAUGAAGGGUGGGGAGAUUGUUGUGGGAUACCUAUCCCGAGUGCCUUUGCUGCAGCGCAGGAUAGGGAGGGAGGGAAAAUGAUCGAGGGGCCUGGGAUACGACCGGUUCCAUUUGAUUGAUAUGAAUAAGCGCACCAGAGUAGAAUUUUGCUAGUUUGGCUCAUAUUGACCUACACAAAUCCGCAAAACAGCUUCGAGUCAUCCGCUCCUACACGCGCCUCCGCUUAGUCAGGAGCUGCUUUCGCAUUUGCAGUGGCAGUGGGCACAGCCACCUGCUCAUUUCUUGGAGUAAAUCUUGGCGGGCUGAUAUCGAUCACCACGGG